This is a messenger RNA of Penicillium canariense, 462 nucleotides long. RefSeq lists its product as uncharacterized. Bases 1 to 462 code for a protein of 153 amino acids. NCBI's taxonomy places the organism in Eukaryota, Fungi, Ascomycota, Eurotiomycetes, Eurotiales, Aspergillaceae. The record is from RefSeq and is a predicted model, not a curated record. The transcript has 2 exons.
AUGGGCCUUCCGAGAGACAAUGACCCCGCGCCCGAUUAUGAGGAAGUCUUCGAGCAGCAGCCGUCAAAUCCGCUGAUGGGAGUAACCUCAGAGCCAUUUUCCCUUGGCAUGCGGCUGGCAGACAUGCGGGGCCAACUGCAAGACCAACUGCGUGGCUUUUCUGGACCGUACGCACGCGUCGUCCAAUCAGACCAAGACAUCGAUGUCGAGCCUGGAGAAUCACACCAUCACAACUCCUCGACUUCUCCUCUACAGCAGGGAAUCGCGCUAGGUGCCGGGCCUAGUGAUGGCCAGCCGCAUGUCCACUGCAAAGUGUGUGAUGCACAAAUGGAGCGGCGUGAGAAGAGGCGAGCUGAAACGGAACAUUGCCAAAUUGUUUCCAGGACAUUCAUUUUGAUUACUUUAUUUCUGAUGAUUGUUGCCAUCAUUGCGGUGACUUCCGCGCUGAAGAAGAAGCAUUAG